This is a messenger RNA of Phragmites australis (common reed), 766 nucleotides long. RefSeq names its product tryptophan--tRNA ligase, cytoplasmic-like. Gene Ontology annotation, molecular function: ATP binding; tryptophan-tRNA ligase activity. The coding region runs from base 97 to 558 and encodes 153 amino acids. Gene Ontology annotation, cellular component: cytoplasm. The transcript is spliced from 7 exons. Gene Ontology annotation, biological process: tryptophanyl-tRNA aminoacylation. The record is from RefSeq and is a predicted model, not a curated record. NCBI's taxonomy places the organism in Eukaryota, Viridiplantae, Streptophyta, Magnoliopsida, Poales, Poaceae.
CCAUCAUUCCCUUCUUCGUUUCCCCAUCUCUUCGCUGUCAAUGACCAACUGCGGUGCCUUAUCCCAUGUGCAAUAGACCAGGAUCCUUAUUUUAGGAUGACUCGUGAUGUUGCUCCGAGAAUUGGUUAUCAGAAACCAUCACUGAUCGAAUCAAGAUUUUUCCCUGCUCUUCAGGGAGAGAACACAAAAAUGUCGGCCAGUGACCCAAACUCUGCGAUAUAUGUGACAGAUACUCGCAAAGAAAUAACAACAAAGGUGAAUAGAUACGCCUUCUCAGGUGGCCAGGACUCGGUAGAGCUCCAUAGAAAACUUGGAGCUAACCUUAAUGUGGAUGUCCCGAUCAAGUACCUAAACUUCUUCCUUGAAGAUGAUGAUGUGCUCGAGCACAUAAAGAAGGAGUAUAAGGAAGGUAGGAUGCUGACAGGUGAAGUGAAGCAACGACUCAUAGAAGUUCUAUAUGAGCUGGUUGCUAGACAUCAAAGGGCCCGAGCUCAAGUGACCGAGGAGAUGGUUGAUGCGUUCAUGGCAGUGAGGCCUCUUCCUAAUAUGUUUGGCUGAGCAUCAUGACAAGAACGGAUGGACAUUUUUGUUCCCUGGGAGAAUUUUUUUUAGAAUUAUGGGAUCAGCCUACCCUAGUUCCGUGAUUUAUAUUUUCUGGGUUAAUGUGAACCUGACCACCAUCCUGUGUGGUGGCCGCUUGAUUUUGUAAGAUGAAUGCAUCAUGGUUUCAAAUAAAGUUGUCAAUGUAAAAAUCGAGUGUUCUAUA